Molecule: messenger RNA, 834 nt
Organism: Peniophora sp. CBMAI 1063
Lineage: Eukaryota; Fungi; Basidiomycota; Agaricomycetes; Russulales; Peniophoraceae
Source: the annotation of a GenBank genome assembly
AUGUCCACCGUCCAAUUCACGAACAAGCUCUCUGGUGCAGCCUCAGCCGCCCCCGCGCAUACUCACAGUCAUGACGGCGGGGCUCCUCAUUCGCACGAUCAUGGGCUUGGAGAACAUGGGCAUACCCACGAGAUCUUGGAUCAUCCAGGCAGGUUUGCCGAGCGUGAUUUGCCCGACUGGUCGUCGCGCAACUUCGAGGAACGCGGCUUCACGAUCGGCAUUGGAGGGCCGGUAGGAUCUGGUAAGACAGCUCUCACACUCGCGCUAUGCAAGCGUCUUCGUGACGACUACAACAUCGCCACCGUGACAAAUGACAUCUUCACGCGCGAAGACCAAGAGUUCCUCAUCAAAAACGAAGCGCUUCCAGCAGCCCGCAUCCAAGCGAUCGAAACCGGUGGCUGCCCACACGCUGCCAUCCGCGAGGAUAUCUCGGCGAAUGCUGGCGCGCUCGAGUCGCUCCAGGCGAAGUACGGGUGCCAGCUGCUCUUCGUUGAGUCGGGUGGAGACAACCUGGCUGCCAACUACUCUCGUGAGCUCGCAGAUUUCAUCAUCUACGUGAUUGAUGUAUCGGGAGGAGAUAAGAUCCCGCGUAAGGGUGGCCCAGGCAUCUCGCAAUCUGACCUACUUGUGAUCAACAAGGUCGACAUCGCGGAGUACGUCGGCGCAUCGCUGGAUGUGAUGGCUCGCGACUCGAAGCUCAUGCGCGGCGAUGGCCCGACUGUGUUCACGAGCAUCAAAAAGGACAUCGGUGUCCAGGACGUCGUAGAUCUCAUUCUCGCGUCAUGGAGGACAGCUGGGAGCCCAGGAAAACCGGGCCAUUCGCGCGAUGCUUGA